AACGAUGGUCUCACCGUUGCCACUUGUUGCUCGGACUCACUCAUCUCGUCUUGUGCAUGGAUCCACGAUGAGGAGUUUAUUAUUCAUCGCAGUCGUAUUCUGUGUCACGCCUGUCGUGUGGCCCGCUAAGUAUUUGCCAAAAUGGAAGAAGCAGGCGUGUGAGCUGCCGGCGGUUCAGAGCGAGCAUAGCCACUACGUGUGCGACGACAAGGGCGAGCCUAAGUGUCUGCCCGGCUGGCAGGGAGAUCUUUGCGACGUUCCUAUUUGCAAAAAAGGAUGUGACCCUUUACAGGGAUACUGCAAGCGCCCCGGCGAGUGCCGCUGCAAGCUCGGCUUCUACGGCGACAAGUGCAACAAGUGCAUCCCGCUGCCGGGCUGCCAGCACGGCUCUUGCAACGUCUCUUUCGAAUGCAUCUGCAAAGACGGCUGGGACGGACUCUUUUGCUCUGAACCAAUUUGCCGGUCCGAUUGCCACGCGACGCGCGGCUUCUGCGAGUCGCCGGGCGAGUGCCGCUGCCGACUCGGCUGGGCGGGGCCCACCUGUCGCGCUUGCCAGCCUCUGCCCGGCUGCCAACACGGCUACUGUGACAAACCGCUUGAAUGCAAAUGUCUGCCCGGGUAUACCGGGUUGUUGUGCCAGACUCCAAUCUGCGCAUCGGGCUGCCAUAGCGAGCGUGGUUACUGCCGGCGACCGGGCGAGUGUCGUUGCAAGGUGGGAUGGACGGGGCCCACCUGCACGCAGUGUCACUCGUACCCAGGCUGCGUACACGGUUCCUGCAAUCGCCCAUGGGAGUGCAACUGCGAGCCCGGCUGGGGUGGCAUGCUGUGCGAUGAAGAGCUGAACUACUGUGAGAAGAAUCCAGACACGUGCAAGAACGGCGGCAAAUGCCAAUCCUUAGAAUCAAAUGACGGCCUGUACCGGUGUUCGUGCCCGCCGGGUAUCAGCGGAAGGAACUGCGAGAAUCUUCCCGAGGUCGCUGAUAACACUACGACCUCGGAGUCUGGUGACGUCACCAACGACACCGCUACUAAGGAGCCUAGCAAUGGGGAGAACGAGACUGAAUGAGAGAAAUAGUCUUGAAUCUUAGGAAAUUAGUUUUAAGAGCAAUUUUCUCACAAUCUGCAAACAAAAGACUUGUAAAGCUUACAUCCACCGCAGAAUAAAUCAAGGGAUGAGUUUAUUACGAUCGAUUUAACCAGAGAAAAAAGAAAUUGAAAACGUGCUUCAAAAGCAUCACAUUUGGAAAUAUUAAUUUCAUAUCAUUAGCAAUUGUAGUUGCAAAUAUAAUUAAGAGGUCUGCAGCGAUAGUCAGAUUUAAGUAAACUGUCACACGUUGUUUCUGCGUUAAGGAAGGGGCAAUGCACGAAGCAGGUUUACCUGCAACGCUAUCAAUAAUCGAACCAAAUUAAACAGAUAGGUACAGCGCAAUGCAAUUUUCAUACACCGCAUAAUGAGACGUAAACAUGCAACAUAUUCCUAGUUCCGUUGUUAAUCGACUAUGUAAAUUAAUUUCCAUACAUUGACUGAUUGUGUGCAUUUUUUUAAUUACUUCAUUUCUAGGUAAUUGAACAAAAGGUAUAUGACUGGGGAGUGCGGUAUUUUUUUAACAGCUUCGGAAUCGUAAUUGUGCUUGAGAUGCGACA
Messenger RNA from Hyposmocoma kahamanoa, 1644 nucleotides. Its product is annotated as delta-like protein 1. Gene Ontology annotation, cellular component: membrane. The coding region runs from base 5 to 1066 and encodes 353 amino acids. Gene Ontology annotation, biological process: cell communication. Lineage: Eukaryota; Metazoa; Arthropoda; Insecta; Lepidoptera; Cosmopterigidae. Gene Ontology annotation, molecular function: calcium ion binding. The transcript is spliced from 6 exons. The record is from RefSeq and is a predicted model, not a curated record.